Messenger RNA from Peronospora belbahrii, 981 nucleotides. The record is from the annotation of a GenBank genome assembly. Lineage: Eukaryota; Oomycota; Peronosporomycetes; Peronosporales; Peronosporaceae.
AUGCGAGUCCAACAAGUGGUGACAACACCAUUCAUUGACUCGGAUCCAAACCGUCUUGUAUCUACUGAAGAAGAACUGCUUCGUUUAGCACCAUUACCUCAUGAACGUGUUGUCUAUUGGGGAUCUGGUAGUCCUCAAGCAUGGCGUAUUCUUAUUGCACUAGAGGAGAAGAAACUUCCAUACCGAAGUGUCUGUGUUAGUUUUUCCAGUGGUGUGCUCAAAUCAUCGUUCUUUCGUACGCUUAAUCCACGAAUGCGUAUUCCUGUUCUAGUGGAACCAGUCGAGUUACAGUCCGACAAAUCCAAUGAUGAUCAUCAACAUGAAGUUCUGGAAACAUUACCACCCAAAAGCAGAGUAGCAGAGGCAGCGAUGGGUAUUUCUCGACUCAUGACGCAGCAGUCUUUGUCACAGUAUCGCACAAUCGUGUACGAGUCAUGCGCAAUCUUGGAAUAUCUAGAGAAAAAAUACUACACAGCACCUUGUAUGCCAGUAUCAACAGCUCUCUAUGCAGUCGCACAGUCACGUCUGCAUGAAGCAAAUGAGAUAUUGUCGGUUGUUGGUGACUUGGUAGUAUAUUUGCGUCGGUUUCCACACGAAAAGCGGAAUCCAGUGGUGGUAAAUGCCAAAUGGGCAGUAGUUGAAGGUGAAUUGAGUCUCUGGGAAGCCUAUUUGGAUGGACAUCAGUUCCUCGUCGACUCGAAUGUGCCGUAUUUAUGCGAUUUCACGCUUUUUACGAAUAUCGCAUAUGCUGUCCGAUGUGGUUUGCAACUUGAUGGCCUCUAUCCACGUCUAGCAAUGUUCUACGUGCGCAUGUGUGCACGUGGAUCGAUUGACACGACGUGGCCACCACACUGGCGAACAACCUUUGGCUCAAAAGUCCUUACCAAAACAUGUGGUCAUUGUGGAGGAAGAGCUGAUCAACCUUGUGUUUGUAAAGAGCAGCCAGUGGCGUUGACAUCCGUUCCUUUCAUUCCUCACUAG